This is a messenger RNA of Rhipicephalus sanguineus (brown dog tick), 636 nucleotides long. RefSeq names its product chorion class B protein B.L1-like. Lineage: Eukaryota; Metazoa; Arthropoda; Arachnida; Ixodida; Ixodidae. The record is from RefSeq and is a predicted model, not a curated record. Bases 1 to 636 code for a protein of 211 amino acids. The transcript is spliced from 2 exons.
AUGUGUGUACGGUCCGCACAAGGAAAACUGGACCAGCCACCAGUUUUCCCUACUCCAGCAGCCGCCCCCACCGAGGAGCGCCACGCUACUGCCGACACCCACGCCACUGAGUCCGUACACUCCAGGCGCAACCGUGUAGCCGAGGCCAGAGCGCUGAUCACUCCUCCAGCGACAGCCAGGCCUACUAGCGUGGCCACAACAACUGUUAUGUUUUUCACCGCCCUGGUUGCGGCAGCAUCUGCUGGAGCAGUGCUCGGAGGCUACGGUGGCCUCGGCUACGGUGGCCUUGGGUACGGAGGCCUCGGCUACGGUGGUCUUGGCUACGGAGGCCUCGGCUACGGAGGUCUCGGCUACGGAGGUCUCGGCUACGGAGGCCUCGGCUACGGUGGAGCGGGUCUUGGUGUGAGCGGUGUUGGUGUGGGCAGCAGCGUCGCUUUGCUCAGUGGAGGCCCAGCCUUCGCAAAGGCCGUGGCAGGACCGACGUUUCUAGUGAGAAGCGUACACCACGUGAACAAGAUCCACAACGGCGGUGCUCUCAUAGCGCACAGCGGCCUUGGUGCGGGCUACGGCGGCCUCGGAUAUGGUGGUCUUGGCUACGGCGGCCUCGGAUAUGGUGCCAUCGGAUACAAGGGAUGA